Molecule: messenger RNA, 866 nt
Organism: Fukomys damarensis (Damara mole-rat)
Lineage: Eukaryota; Metazoa; Chordata; Mammalia; Rodentia; Bathyergidae
Gene: Abitram
Product: actin binding transcription modulator
Exons: 6
Coding region: 85-630 (181 amino acids)
Biological process (GO): dendrite morphogenesis; regulation of filopodium assembly; regulation of actin filament polymerization
Cellular component (GO): dendrite; nucleus; filopodium tip
Molecular function (GO): actin filament binding; actin monomer binding
Source: RefSeq, a predicted model, not a curated record
CCGGAAGGCCAUUCUCGCAGUCAGCCAGGCAGAGCGGAAGCGCUCGGGUCCUGGAGGGCCCGAAGGGUGGCGCAGGAGAUCUCCAUGGAUACCGAGCCAGCGCCCGCGGAGCCCGUGGUGCCUUCGCUAGUGGAUCGUUAUUUCACUCGCUGGUACAAAGCUGAUGUCAAAGGGAAACCUGGUGAGGACCAUUGUAUACUACAACACUCUAACCGAAUAUGUGUCAUCACAUUGGCAGAAUCUCAUCCAGUGCUUAAAAGUGGAAAAACAAUUAAAAGUAUUUCCUAUCAGAUCAGCACCAACUGUAGCAGACUUCAGAACAAGGUUUCUGGGAAAUUUAAGCGGGGGGCACAGUUUCUAACAGAACUUGCACCUUUGUGUAAGAUUUACUGUUCAGAUGGGGAAGAAUAUACCAUUUCCAGCUGUGUUAGAGGACGGUUGAUAGAAGUAAAUGAAAACAUUCUCCAUAAGCCAUCUAUUCUUCAAGAAAAGCCAUCCACUGAAGGCUACAUUGCAGUUGUGUUACCCAAAUUUGCGGAAAGUAAAAGUAUAACAGAAGGUUUACUGACACAAAAACAGUAUGAAGAAGUCGUGGAGAAACGCAGUGAUGGCACAACAGGUACUUCAUGAGGAUUGAGGUUCUUAGCUUACCUGACUUAAGCCAUCAGUGAAUGCACUAGAGAACCAGGACGCGUGAAACACUUCACACCCAGCCAUCAGCAGGAGAGGAGGACUCCUUCAUUCAACCUAGUUUCCCCCUUUGUCUUAUAUAAGAAGACCACAGUUGGCAAAUAAGGGCUAUUUUCUAAUUAAAAACAAACACACCUUAGUCAGGCACAGUGGUGCAUGCCUAUAAUCCCAGCUUC